Amblyraja radiata (thorny skate) is the source of this 3900-nucleotide messenger RNA. RefSeq names its product protein angel homolog 1. Gene Ontology annotation, molecular function: 3'-5'-RNA exonuclease activity. The coding region runs from base 77 to 2092 and encodes 671 amino acids. Lineage: Eukaryota; Metazoa; Chordata; Chondrichthyes; Rajiformes; Rajidae. The record is from RefSeq and is a predicted model, not a curated record. The transcript is spliced from 10 exons.
GCGCGAGGCAGCUGGUCGGGCGCGGGCACGAGGCGAGUGGUGCAGCGGGCGGCGCGAGGAGGAGGAGGAGGCGGCGAUGGUGGGCGCGCUGCUGUGCUACGUGUUGGCGCCGCUCGCACAGCUCAUCCGCCGGAUCAUAGGUCCUUCCAUCGAUGAAGAGGAUGACGCAGCAGAGAGAUGUUCGGAGAGCUUGCGUGUGGAAACUGAUGCCAGACCUGUUGCGUGGGUACCACUUGGCAAAGACCAAACUGCCCUUCUCCAGGAGUGGCUGCACGGUGGGCCGGGAGGGGAGUCGGUAGAGGAGAGGGGAGCCAACGUUGACGCUGAGAUUCUUCCCCGGGAGGCGGAAGAGGCGGCCAUGACGUGGCAGCAGGCCGGGGACCAACAGCUGGCCGCCGCCGGAUGGGGCGACGUCGAGGAGCCGAGCGUCCUGGCAUGGCACCUCUCUGCGCCGGCCUGGACGCCAUCUUCCCAGGGCGCCAAGGAAGGGACGCCGCCACCGGUGUGGUUGCCGGCUGCCGCCCAGGAGGCACCAAGCGGUUGGCAGCCUCCACCUCACCAGAACGCCAGCACCAUCGAUUGGCAGUUCAUGUCGCCGCAAGGCACGCCUCAGCCAGUGGGCGGCACCAUGUGGCACGUGCCUGCGGCCUUGGGAAUGAACGAGGCACCACCUAAUAUGCUCUGGCAGUUCCAGAAUGAAGGCAACAUCACCACAAACUCAGGCCAGCUCACCCGGACGUGGGAGAACACAACACAGCGGCAGGGGGAAGAUGCCGGCGAAGGCAGCCCGUUCGAAUUCACCGUCAUGUCGUACAACAUCCUGUCGCAGGACCUCCUGGAGACCAACUGCGACCUGUACUCCCAUUGCCAGCCCGAGCUCCUGAUAUGGGAAUUCCGAUUCCAGAAUAUCAUGCAGGAGUUUGAUACCUGGGAUCCUGACAUUAUGUGCCUGCAGGAAGUUCAGGAAAACCAUUACCAUCAGCAGUUUCAACCAGCUCUCCAGCUGAUGGGUUACGAGUGCAUUUACAAGCGGCGCACUGGUAUUAAGACGGACGGGUGUGCGGUGUGUUUUAAACGGGACCGCUUCAGCCUGGUGUCCCAGCACCCGGUGGAAUACUUCCGGCCCAUUGUGGAGACGUUGAACAGGGAUAACGUGGCCCUCCUGGCCCUGCUCCGGCCCGCGCCACCGCAGACACCGGACAGCGGCCAGGACCACCCCAUGCUGCCUGACAUCCUGGUGGCCAACACCCACCUCAUCUUCAACCCACGGCGCGGCGACAUCAAGCUGACCCAGCUGGCCGUGCUGCUUGCUGAGAUCCAGCAGUUGCUGCAGGCAGCCGGUGGUGACGCCAAACCCUGCCCCGUCAUCCUCUGUGGAGAUCUCAACUCUGUCCCCGAGUCUCCACUCUACAAACUCAUCCGGAACGGGGAGCUGUACUACCACGGCAUGCCAACCUGGAAGGUUUCCUGUCAGGAGGACAGUUCCCACCAGGUGUGUCCGAGGAAACUCUACGGCCCCUUGUGGCCGAGCCUGCUCAGGAUAACGGACAGCUGCCAGUACGUGGGCGUCUGUGAGAAGAAGACCCCAGGGUUACUGAGAUACGGCCGUGAGUUUCUCCUCCAGUUGCGAUACUCCGCGCCAGCUCUCCAGCGGCCAGAGCAUCUCGAGCUCAUUGCCGGCGUGACGGAUUCAAUACCAGAGCCUCCCGGAGACGGGUCAGAGCGCUACGUCAGUGUGCCUGAACCAGAGGACGAGCUCUUCUGUAAACGGUCACCCACCACCAUCCGCCACAACCUCCACCUAACCUCCGUCUACAGUCACUACCAGCCUGACACCGGGAGGCCAGAAGUCACCACCUGCUCCUCCGGCUACGGACUCACCGUCGAUUACAUCUUCUACUCAGCUCAGCCGCUCCCCGACAAGAGUGGCAAAGGUCGCCGGCGAUACCAGGACGGGGCGUUGAAGCUGCUGGGACGACUGCCCCUGCUCUCCGAGCACGACGUCUGGAUGGCCAACGGUUUGCCCAACGCCCUCUGCUCCUCCGACCACCUGUCCCUCCUGGCCCGGUUCGGCCUGCAGCCCUGCGGUUGAUUUAUUGGGCAGAGAGCAGCAGCUGGAACUGGCAACUGGGGAGUGGGUGCUUUAUUGCCCAGCUUAUUGUGGACUGUGAGGGACACCCUUUGGGGGGAUGGUUAGAAUGAGGCUCCUCCUACAGGGAACAUAAUUGCCAUUUUAUAGUCUGUAUUAGGCUAUUUUUAAUCCUUUUGCUUUCUUUUUGUAGCGGUCUGGAUUAUCGAGUGCGUUGCUUUGAGCUGAUGUGAUUGCCAAAGGCACGUGUUGGUGGGAUCUUGGUCAAUAGACAGUAGGUGCAAGAGUAGGGCCAUUCAAGCCAACACUGUCAUUCAAUGUGAUUAUGGCUUCUCAUUAUCACCGAUCGAUCGUGAUCAGCCAUGAUAAUUAUCACCGAGAGCUUGCAGAAUGUAAAUGUUUAUCGAUUGAGUCGUCGUUUCCCUGGGGAGAAUUUCCCAUCAGAGCUCCUUGAAGCCAAUUAGACUUUGCCGCCGUUUGCCAGCGUGUUAGUUAUGGAGCCUCGUCUGAUUCCCCGCAUACUUGAAGCUGGAAACCGAGGCUUAAUCCACUUGUUGUUGGUCCCAUUUGGAACAAACCGCGCGGUUCGCUAACUAUUCAUUGCCUGAAAUGCCAAGUUAAGUUUUUAAUUCUUCCUGCUGUCUCUCGGCAGGCUGCGCUCAGUUCUGAGCAGUGUCCAGGUUCGCGCCUUCCACCAGCGGGCGGCCGUGGUGGCUUGUGGAAGGAGUCGGUGGGCGCUGGCUGGCUAUUAAAUCCGUACUUAUUCUUGGGAGCUGGUCCACUGGGGCAGCCCAGCGGCCCAACUGGUAGAGCCUCACAGCACCAGCAGGUUCGAUGUGUGGAGUUUGCACGUUCUCCCUGCGACCCCAUGGGUUUCCUCCGGGUGCCCAGGUCUCCCCCCUCAUCCCCAAAGACGCGUGCAUUUGCAGGUUAUUAGGCUUCCUCUGUACUGUAUUGUGACAAUUGCCCCCUUGUGUGUAGGGAAGUUGAUGAGAAUGGGGAUAAUGUGGAAACUUGCGUGAAUGGGUGACCGACGGUCGGCAUGGACUCGGCAGGCCGAAGAGCCUGUUUCCUUGCCGCAUCUUGGGAAUGCGACGCAAUGAUAAUCCCAGCCACUCCUGGCCCGCUCCUGGUGGCUUUUGCCCCCUGAAUCCCUCUGGUUGUGCGUCUCAGUAUGAGGGUUACAUUUCCCAGCACAUCUCACUCUCGAUGGCAGGAAGGCACUCACGGAGAGCAGUCUGAGGAGGUACAUGUUAGGAUCGGGGGCCUUGCUGAAUUCCAAACUCUCCACUCAAGCCUCGACUUAAAUCCAGGUAAAUCCAGCUCGGGUAACGCAGUCGGAGUAGACGAACUAAGCCGAAAAUGCAUCACUUCACAUAUGUCCGAGUUGAACUCCAUCUGCCACUCCUUUGCCCACUUUCCCAGUUAGACCUAGAUCCUGUUAUAACUUUAAGCAAGUAGACACGAGGAACUGCAGAAGCUGGAGGCUUGCGUGAAACAAAAAGGUACUGGAGUAACUCAGUGGGUCUGGUUUUAGGUGGUUUGCAUUUUAAUCGGGCAUUGUUGGAAGAGCUGUCCCAGUAGUCACACAGACCGGGGUUAUCUGGUGCCAGGCGGAGCGAGCAUAUUGUUCCUGUGCUGCGCUGAGCAGUUUGCCAAUGCCGCUGCUCGGUACGGCACAUGGACUUUGCUGAAACAAAAGACACAGAGUGCUGGAGUAACUCAGCGGGUCAGGCAGCAUCUGUGGAGAACAUGGAUAGGUGACGUUUCACAGAGUGCUGGAGUAACUCAGCGGGUCAGGCAGCAUCUCU